AACAUAUUCUCACCACUUUCAUUUUACAACUUGUUGAUACUCCAAGCAGAAAAAAGUAUGGGUGUGAAAGGCAAGUUGAUUGCAUCCGUGGAAGUGAAGUGUGGAGGAAGCCUGAUUCAUGAACUUUUUCACAUCCAUGCUCAUCAUGUACCCAAUAUAAGCCCUAAUAUUAUCAAUCAUUUUGAGAUUCAUGAAGGUGAAACCGUAAAGGUUGGUUCGAUUGUUAGCUGGAGUUAUAAUGAGGCUGGACAAAAAAGGUUUAUAAAGCAACAAAUAGAAGACAUCGAUCCUGACAAGAAAUUAAUCAGAUGGAAAGCCAUUGAAGGAGAUGUGUUAGAGUCGUAUAAUUCCUUUACUAUAGUCACAUUUUCUGAACAUGAGUGGACUACAUGGGUAAUUGAGUACGAAAAGAAAACUGAAGGCACUCCAGAGCCCCUCGUUCAGCUGGGUAUUGUCCUUGACAUGACCAAGGAUAUAGAUGCUCACCUUCUCAAGACAUAAAGGAUAUAUGCAGUGUGUACAUUUAUACACAUACAUAUCUAUGUGUAUUUGUGUUUGUGUUUGUGUGAUGAAUAAUUGGCAAUAUUGGCUAGUACUAGUUACUAGCUAAUAUGCAGAAUAAAGAAUGUUGUGCUUGAAGAAUAUAUAUAUUAUAGACACAUAAAAUUUAUUGGAUCAAAA
Capsicum annuum is the source of this 681-nucleotide messenger RNA. RefSeq names its product MLP-like protein 34. The record is from RefSeq and is a predicted model, not a curated record. The transcript has 2 exons. Gene Ontology annotation, biological process: defense response. Bases 58 to 501 code for a protein of 147 amino acids. Lineage: Eukaryota; Viridiplantae; Streptophyta; Magnoliopsida; Solanales; Solanaceae.